Diospyros lotus (date-plum) is the source of this 2032-nucleotide messenger RNA. Its product is annotated as tricyclene synthase TPS4, chloroplastic-like. NCBI's taxonomy places the organism in Eukaryota, Viridiplantae, Streptophyta, Magnoliopsida, Ericales, Ebenaceae. Gene Ontology annotation, molecular function: magnesium ion binding; terpene synthase activity. The transcript has 7 exons. Bases 80 to 1858 code for a protein of 592 amino acids. The record is from RefSeq and is a predicted model, not a curated record. Gene Ontology annotation, biological process: diterpenoid biosynthetic process.
ACACACACACACACACACACAUAUGUAUAUACAUAUAGGAGUCAAUUAGAUUUAGCAUUGAAUUUGCAGUGAAGUUGAAAUGGCGCUUCCGAUUCCCGUUGUGGCGCAUCCAUAUUCCUUAGCAAAUGCAGUUGAAAGGCCAGGCCGAGAUAGGGCUGUUUGUGUUUGCAGCCAAGUAACGAAGCAAGCCAAUUUGCAGCUGAAUAUGCAGGAAAGGCCAUCAGCCAACUACCAGCCUACCACUUGGACUCCAGAUUUUGUCAAGUCCUUGAAGAAUUACAACCCUGAUGAGGUACACAAGGAAAGAGCGAAGAGGGUGAGGGAGGAGGCGAAGGGUAUGAUAUGCGAUGAGGAUGCAGAUCCAUUGGCCACACUGGAGCUGAUAGAUGACAUUAAAAGAUUGGGCUUAGGCCAUCUCUUCAAGGAGGAUAUAAGCAAUGUACUUGAUAGAAUGCAGUCAACACAAGCUGGGGGGAAUAAUGUGGGAGAAAAGAGGAGCCUUCAUGCCACUGCUCUCCACUUCAGACUCUGUAGAGAACAUGGCUACGAGAUUUCCCAAGAUGUGUUCAAGAGUUCUAAGGAUGAAAAGGGCGACUUCAUCGAGGGCCUUGGGGAGGAUGUCAAAGGAUUGCUCAGUUUGUAUGAAGCUUCAUAUCUAGCUUUCGAGGGAGAAGACCUUUUGGAGGAGGCUAAAGCAUUUGCAAGCUCACAGCUUAUGGGUGUUAAGGGCGACAUAGACGCUGCCCUAAGGGACCAAAUAAACCAUGCAUUGGAACUUUCUUUGCACCACAGGAUGUCGAGGCUGGAAGCAAGAUGGUACAUUGAAAAUUACAGUCAAAGGAAAGGCCCAAAUCACCAUCUUCUUGAUCUGGCAAAGUUGGAUUUCAACAUGGUGCAAUCUAGACAUCAAAUAGAGCUCCAAGAAAUGUCAAGGUGGUGGGAGGAUACCAGGUUGGCAAAGAAACUGAGUUUCGCAAGAAAUAGACUCAUGGAAUGCUACUUUUGGGCACUGGGCAUGGUCCCCGAUGAGCACGAAUUAAGCGAUUGUCGCAAGGGGCUAACUAAGGUGGCAGCAUUUGUAACUAUUAUUGAUGACAUAUACGAUUUCUAUGGAUCUUUGGAUGAACUUCAACUAUUCACUGAGGCUAUUGAGAGAUGGGAUAUAAGCACUUUGGAGGACCUUCCUGACUACAUGAAACUGUGCUUCUUGGCUUUGUACAACACUAUCAACGAAAUGGCCUAUGAUACUCUUAAAGAGCAAGGGUUGAACAUAGUACCAUAUCUAGCAAGAGGGUGGACAGAUAUGUGCAAAGCCUUUUUAUUAGAAGCAAAGUGGCGCUUUAAUAAAGAAACACCAACACUGGAGGCAUAUCUGGACAACGGAUGCACAUCAGUAUCAGGGCUUGUUUUUCUGAUUCAUGCCUAUUUUUACGUGACAAAGAAUAUCACACAAGAGUCACUCCACAGCUUCAGCAUCUACCCAGAUCUUUUAAAAUCCUCUUCCAUGAUUUUUAGGCUUUGCAACGAUUUGGGCACUUCUAAGGACGAAAUGGAGAGAGGUGAGUCUGCAAAUUCAAUAUCGUGUUACAUGCUAGAGCAUGGAGUUUCAGAACAUCUUGCUCGCGAGCGUAUAAAAAGUUUAAGGGAUGAAACAUGGAAGAGGAUGAACAAAUGUAGAAUGGGUUCUACUUUUGAAAGAUCAUUCAUUCAAAUAGCUAUAAAUCUUGCUCGGAUUGCUCAAUGUACAUACCAACAUGGAGAUGGGCAUGGAGCUCCGGAUGCCGAAGCAAAGAACAGAGUAUUAUCAGUGCUAAUUGAACCCAUUCAACUCGUGGAAAGAAAAUUACCAAAUUAUUAAAAGUGUACCCCUAAAGUUUGUUAAGUUAGUCUUCUAAUUUAGUAUUAUUAAUGUUAUUAAAUGUGAGUUACUAGAUUUGGAACGAUUCCAAUAAAUUAUUGUAAAUAAUGCUUAUUAUUAUCAUUAUGAUUAUUUUUUAUUUUUUAAUAAAUAGAUCUAAUCUUUGGGGCUCAA